AUGUCCUUAGAACUUGAGAAAUUGCAACAUAAUAAAGGUAUCAUCCGUGUUGGAGAGCUCUCUACUACUAUUGGGGAUUCAACUGUUUUCCCUGCUUCAAGUGGCUUCCCAGAUACAAAAAUGACUUCCAGUAGGUCAUCCAGCUGUCUUCGUGUUGCUGCAAACAGUCCCUUAAUGUUACAAGGACACUCCCAAGAGAACCAAAGAAGAGGAGGGUUGAGAAAUCAAAAUUCUGCUACAUUGUUAAACGCAGAGCUUCCUUCUUCAUUUCCAGAUCAUGGUAGAUGUAAUGACAACUGGUCAACUGCUGUUCAGCCAUCUGCGAUCCAAUCAAGUUCUUUUCCAUUAAGUGACUGCUUUAAACAGGCUACUUUGCGUCCUAGUAACUUGAGAGACAAUAUCUCUUCAGUGACCCUGCAAAGUGGGACUAAUCUACGUGAUGUUUCUUGUGUCACUUCAAUGCCUCUUCCACUGCCAGAUUCAAGAACAUAUUUAGAAUGUCAAGCAAUGACUAUCAGUAGUAAUUCUGUAAAAAUGAUGAAUUAUUCCCCAAAAGUGUGGGAUGACCAUAAACACAAGCUCUCUCACCAUUCAAGUCUCGGAUGCAGCUCAGCAAACUCUUUGACCCCUGCUCCUGGAGUAAUGGGUACAUUUGACCAGGGUUUGGACCUGAAAAACACAAUAUCUGACAGAAAUACGGAUUUCAAUUUGAUGGGGGAGUCAAAUUUUGUCAAUCCCUUGCCCAUGCAGCAGAAUGCAGUUGAGGAAUCAGCUUCAGAUACGGCAUUGCAGUUGAAGCAAGGUUGCACCUUGGGGCAAAGAAAACCACAAAACAGCUAUGCUUCUAAUAAUGUUGGUUCCUUGGAAGAUCCAGUGAGUGCAAUGAUGAAACAGGAGUUUUAUAGGCUUCGCUCUAGCUUUAGAGCUAAGAAGGGGCAUGCGCCAUUGCUUGAGGAUUUCAGAGAGUUUGACAGGAGUAGGCUAGACGAACGAAGGAAAAUGACUCUCAGCCAGAUUUUAUCUUCUGAAGCAAGGGAAAGGUUUGCUCGGAUUGCUUUGGUGAAGCCUAAGAAAACAAGAGAAGAUUGA
Vitis riparia (riverbank grape) is the source of this 1089-nucleotide messenger RNA. RefSeq lists its product as uncharacterized. Gene Ontology annotation, molecular function: DNA binding. The record is from RefSeq and is a predicted model, not a curated record. Lineage: Eukaryota; Viridiplantae; Streptophyta; Magnoliopsida; Vitales; Vitaceae. The transcript has a single exon. Bases 1 to 1089 code for a protein of 362 amino acids.